GUCGGCCACAAGCUCCCAGCCACGCCCCAAUCGCCGGCUGGCACUCUCAAGAACCUGCCUCCCUUCGGAUCGCUAUCUGCCUCCCUCUGGAUCGCUAUAUCUUUUCUAGUGCUCAGGGAAAGCUAGAGCUGGAGAGGCGCGAGAGACCAAAAAAAAAAAAAAAAAAAGUCCUUACAGAAGUUGAGCAAGAACCGAGGUAGAUCGCUUUUUGUCCUCGUGCCAGGGACUAGCCUGCUUCAAGAGAUCAGUGAUUCGAGCUGAGCUGAGACAAGAAGAACGUCAAGGGAGCCCGAGGUGAUGCGGGAGGCGUACAUGGAGGUGCUGCCGCCGAUGCAGCACUACGCCUCGCGGAGCAACUGGUUCCUGGCGGCGGCGCGCAGCUGGACAUCGGAGGAGAACAAGCAGUUCGAGCGGGCGCUCGCAGGGGUCGACCUGCGCUGCCCGGACUGGGAGAAGGUGGCGCGGGCCAUCCCCGGCAGGACGGUCGGCGAGGUCGUUAGCCACUUCAAGAACCUCGAGGUCGACGUCCAGCAGAUCGAGUCCGGCAUGGUGCCCUUUGUCUACGGCGGCGGCGGCGCCAACUCCUUCACCCUGCAGUGGGACGGCAAUGGCGGCCACGGCACCGGGGACUUCAGGCACGGGUACCGGUUUGGCGGAGGAUGCGGGAAGCGGCACCCCGGCCGCACGCCGGAGCAGGAGAGGAAGAAGGGCGUGCCAUGGACAGAGGAGGAGCACAAGUUGUUCCUCUUAGGCCUGAAGAAGUAUGGUAAGGGAGAUUGGAGGAACAUAUCGCGCAACUUCGUGCAGACGAGGACGCCUACGCAGGUGGCCAGCCAUGCGCAGAAGUACUUCAUCAGACUCAAUUCUGGUGGCAAGGACAAGAGGAGAUCAAGCAUUCAUGACAUUACCACGGUUAGCCUGACGGAUGACCGGCCACCCUCGCCAUCCCAGUCCUCUUUGAUCACCAACCAGUCCAACGCAUCAGCUCCGACUGCUGCUGUAGGCCAGUUCUCCUUGACAGCCGAUGCAAAGCAACACGGCGCUGUGAAUUUGCCUUUCAAUUCGCCAGGCCGGACUCCUGGGAUGCCGACUUAUGGGAUGGGUAUGCAAGAUCAAGGUCUGCAGUGUGGUCCUCUACAUGAUCAGUUGGUUGGCAACCUAAGCAUGCUGUUUUAGAUGCAAUCCACUCUGCACCAUGGAUAAGAUGUCUAGUGUAUAAUACAGUCCCGCUGUAGCUUCAGUACCUGUAUUGAAGUAAUUAGUCAUGUGAAUUUUUAGGAGCGUGACAGAAAGGGAUCUUUGUGCCUGGUGGUCCAUAAUUGUUGGUGAUACCUAUAAUGUUACGAAAAGAACGUCAAGAAUUUGAUGCCUUGGUAUUUUCAGACGGUUACUUGAGUGGUAGCGCUGAACACAGAUCAUGCAUUCUAUGAAGUGGACUUACAUUAUCAUGGAUCCAACUUUUCCUUGAGGUGGCUUAUCGAAUUCUAGAUUCUUCUGGUCAACUGAUGUAUUGGGAACCUGCAUGACCAUCUGAUUGUAAGGAUGAUGCCUAGUAUUGAGGGUUUCAGAUCAUGCUGUACUUCAGACAUUUAUCCACAGUAAUCAAUUUACCUAUCGGUGCUCGCCCCAUCUA
Molecule: messenger RNA, 1633 nt
Organism: Phragmites australis (common reed)
Lineage: Eukaryota; Viridiplantae; Streptophyta; Magnoliopsida; Poales; Poaceae
Product: transcription factor DIVARICATA-like
Exons: 3
Coding region: 298-1176 (292 amino acids)
Molecular function (GO): DNA binding
Source: RefSeq, a predicted model, not a curated record